UGUGCUGCUAUUGCGGUGUACGCAGCCUCUCCAACAAGCCCCACGGUGCCCUGCUCCUGCACAGCCUCUCUCCUCGAUUUACAAACACGCAUGACGAAUUUAUGGUUGUUUCUUUACUGUUAAAAACAGAGAACCAAACUGUAUACGUGAAAAAAGCGGAGACUACAAUUUUACGCACGACGUCCUCGGAUGAACGGACAUUAACUGCGGCUUGGAAACAGGGACAAACCGUGAUUGUUCUGAGGUGCAUUCCUUCAGUAGUGUAAUCUGGUCUGAAGUAGUGGGUAUACUGUGAGACGCUGCCCCCAGCCCCAGGCACAAACGUUUAUAUAUCCACAGCUACCAGGAGUGGCCAUGGGGCCUAGGCAGGCCUCAUUUCUAGUUCAGCCUGUGCUGGCUGUAUCGGUGCUCAUUAUUAGUGUGUGCUGUCUAAACCCGGAUGACCCCAACGUCUGCAGCCAUUGGGAAAGCUAUGCAGUGACUGUGCAGGAGUCUUACGCACAUCCUUUCGACCAGAUCUACUACACCAGAUGCACAGACAUCCUCAACUGGUUCAAGUGCACCAGACACAGGAUCAGCUACAAAACGGCAUACCGGAGAGGGGUGCGGACUAUGUACCGUCGCCGCUCCCAGUGCUGCCCAGGCUACUUUGAGAGUGGAGACUUGUGUGUCCCUCUGUGUACUGAAGAGUGCGCUCAUGGCCGCUGUGUUUCCCCUGAUACGUGUCAGUGUGAGCCAGGAUGGGGAGGACUAGACUGCUCCAGUGGCUGUGAGAGUGGCUACUGGGGACCUCAUUGCAGUAACCGCUGCCAGUGUCAGAACGGAGCCCUGUGUAACCCCAUCACUGGGGCCUGUGUCUGCACUGAUGGCUACCAGGGCUGGAGAUGUGAGGACCCCUGUGAGCCUGGCUACUAUGGCAAGGGAUGCCAGCUGCAGUGCCAAUGUCUUAACGGUGCCACCUGUCACCAUGAGACAGGCGAGUGCAUCUGUGCCCCUGGAUAUAUGGGUGCUGUCUGUGGUGUGCGUUGUCCCUCCGGCAGUCACGGGACCCAGUGUGAGCAGCGCUGCCCCUGCCAGAAUGGUGGAACCUGCCACCACAUCACUGGAGAGUGCUCGUGUCCAGCUGGCUGGACUGGGUCUGUGUGUGCCCAGCCCUGCCACUUAGGCAAAUAUGGAAUCAACUGCAGCAAGGACUGCUCAUGCCGUAAUGGGGGACUGUGUGACCACAUCACUGGGCAGUGCCAAUGUAUGGCAGGUUACACUGGCCGCAGGUGCCAGGAGGAGUGUCCUGUCGGGACAUACGGCCAGCAGUGUGCCCUCCAUUGCGACUGUCAGAAUGGGGCUAAGUGUAACCACAUCAACGGUGCCUGUCUGUGUGACACAGGCUUUAAAGGACCUCACUGCCAAGAGAGAUUCUGCCCCCCACAGUUCUAUGGGCUUAUAUGUGACAAAUACUGCCCUUGCAAUUCUACAAAUACUUUGAGCUGUCAUCCUCUGACAGGGGAAUGCUCCUGUACAUCAGGGUGGACUGGUCUAUACUGCAAUGAGAUGUGUCCUCUGGGUUACUACGGUGAGGGCUGCAGCCUGAAGUGCCAAUGUGCUAAUGGAGCAGACUGUCAUGGGGUCACUGGGGCCUGCAUCUGUGCACCUGGCUUCACCGGAGAUGACUGCUCCCAGACAUGUCCGUCUGGAUUUUAUGGAACUAACUGCUCAUCUGCCUGUCACUGCCAUAAUCAAGCCUCCUGUUCUCCCAUUGAUGGCUCCUGCAUAUGCAAAGAGGGCUGGCAGGGUGUGGACUGUUCCAUCUUGUGCUCCAGUGGAACAUGGGGUCUCAGCUGUAACCAGACCUGUAUGUGCUUAAACAGGGCCGCCUGUGACCCCAUCGAUGGCUCUUGCUCCUGCGCAUCAGGCUGGACGGGCAAGUACUGCCAGCUCCCUUGUGCUGAUGGCACCUAUGGGCUGGAGUGUCGGGAGCACUGUGACUGUAAUCAUGCCAACAGAUGUGAUCCCAUCAGUGGCUACUGCCUCUGUUUGGCAGGAUGGACUGGUAUCCAUUGUGACAAUGUCUGCCCUCAGGGCUUCUGGGGGUCAAACUGCUCUAUGACCUGCUCGUGUCAGAAUGGAGGCUCAUGCUCCCCUGAGGAUGGCACCUGUGUGUGCGCUCCAGGCUACCGUGGCACAUCCUGCAAAAGAUUCUGUUCUCCUGGGUUCUAUGGGCAUCGCUGCAGUCAGACAUGCCCGCAGUGUGUGCACAGCACUGGCCCAUGCCAUCAUGUUACAGGCCAGUGUGAAUGCCUCUCUGGAUUUUUUGGCCCACUGUGCAAUGAAGUGUGUCCCAGUGGCAGGUAUGGGAAAGCUUGUGCUGAAGUGUGUCUCUGCUUGAACAACGGCACGUGCAACCCUAUUGACGGCUCCUGCCAGUGCCUCCCCGGCUGGAUUGGAGACGACUGCUCACAGGCAUGUCCCAUAGGGCAGUGGGGUCCUGACUGCCUCAACUCAUGCAACUGUCACAACGGAGCCCAGUGUAGUGCCUAUGAUGGAGAGUGCAGGUGCAGCCCUGGCUGGACGGGCCUUUACUGCACACAGCGCUGUCCAUCAGGUUUCUAUGGGCGUGACUGUGCUGAGGUGUGUCGCUGUCAGAAUGGUGCAGAUUGUGAGCACAUCACAGGCCAGUGUACCUGUCGCACAGGCUUCAUUGGUAGCAGCUGCGAGCAAAAAUGCCCUCCUGGGACCUUUGGCUACGGCUGUCAGCAGCUGUGUGAGUGCAUGAACAAUGCCACCUGUGACUAUGUGACUGGAACCUGUUAUUGCAGUCCUGGAUACAAAGGAAUUCGCUGUGAUCAGGUGGCCCUGAUGAUGGAGGAGCUAAACCCCUACACUAAGAUCAGUCCAGCCCUGAGCUCUGAGCGCCAGUCAGCUGGUGCCGUCAUGGGCAUCAUCUUCCUACUCCUCAUCAUCAUGGCCAUGCUUAGCCUGUUUGUGUGGUACAGACAGAGGCAGAGGGAGAAGGGUCAGGACAUGCCAAGUGUGUCCUACACACCAGCCCUGCACAUCACCAACACUGACUACUCACUCUCUGACACAUCUCAGAGCAGCAGUGGUCAGUGUUUCUCCAACCCAAGCUACCACACCGUGGCCCAGUGCAACAUAACCUCCUCCAACACUAACAAUCUGGAUGGCACUCUAACUCUGAAGAAAGGGAAUAGGAGCAACUCAGAAUGGAGAGCGUACUGCAAUCUAAAUGACCUUGGUGUGUCACGAGAGGAUACUCUGAUACUGCAGGACAACAAAACCACUCAAGUUGCUAAAGACUAUAUCAAGCCAUCCAUGUGCAGCUCCAGUUCAUGCUCUCUGAACAGUGAGAAUCCAUAUGCUACCAUCCGGGACCCACCAGGUCUGGCCUGUAAGCACACAGAGAGCAGCUAUGUGGAGAUGAAGUCUCCUGCACACAGGGACCUGACCUUCUGCACCAGCACUAACACUAACACUCGCACCUCUGCAAGCAGGAACAUCUAUGACAUGGAACCCACAGUGAGUGUUCUACAGGGACCCAAUGGCCUGGCAACUGGUUUCUCCCAGAACCCUUACGACCUUCCUAGGAACAGCCACAUCCCGAGCCACUACGACAUCCUGCCCAUGCGCCACAGCCCCACACACACCCCGCCGCCCACUGAGAGUCCUCCCAGCUCCCUGCUGUAGAACCCAGACCUGAGCCUACCUCUAAACUACAGCAAGCACCACCUGCAUCUGCAGGACCUCCUCCUUAUCUUUUUAUUUCAUCAAAUCUUUCUAUCUCUUUCCCACAUACACAGACCCAGAUACAUGACAAGAUGGCUAUAAAUGCUGUAAAGUGUUGCUUAAUUGGUGUGUGUCUACAUGUGUGUGUAGGACAACAGAUGGCUAAGAAAGGAUUGUACAGAGAACUGUAAAGAUAUUAGCAACUACUCACUUCUCUUCAUUUGGUUCCCUGGAGGAUAAAAGGAUUUAAUUAAGAAGGCCAUACUGAGAAGAAAAAAAAUAUCUUGCAUUCUGUAUCUAAUUGUGUAUAUCGCAGCAGACGACCGGACUAUUAAGGCACUGUUGUGUUGAAGAGUUUCCAUACAAAUGAGCUUUCUUCAAUUAUAGAAGGAACAUAGUCUCAGUGAUAGCUUAAGCAGGGGGAGAAGUUGACCCAAUCACCUGUCCACUGAAGCAAUCAGGGACUGAAAGGUGAAGUGUCACUACUAACCAUGACUAUUUAAAGAGUACUGAACAGACCUUAGUGAGAAAGCAUGGCUUAAUAGUAAACGGUUAAGUAGUAAGACCAUUUAGUUUUUACCGUAUAAAGACAAUUAUCAAUAAGAGUUUUUGAGAACCAUUAGUUUUUCUUCUUAACACCAAGAGUAUAAUUAUUUAAACAUUUCAGAAAGUAUUUUAAAAUCUGCUGAGGUGGAACACAUCUCUUUAUAAAAGAUGUAUGAAAGAAACAGCAGCUUGGUAUAUAUACUGUGUAAUGUCCUAAAUUCCACUAGUCUAUAUUAAACUGCUGUUUCAUCCAAAAACAUUUAUGGAUGGUUAUAUAUCAAGUUUGCAGGUGUGAUGUCAUGUGAACGUGUAUUCAAGACUGUGUAAUAUAAUGUUCUUUUUUUUUAAUAUAUAUUCUUUAUUUCUGUUUAUAUUCUUGAAUCUCAAAUGGUUGGCUUUUAAGACAUCUUUGGUUUUUGUGUUUAUUUCUAACUUAGUUGACAAAGUAGCAGUUUUGUUUUACAUAAAGAUGUAAAGUUUAAAUAGAAAACUAUAGCAUGAGCAAAUUAUAUCAAAUGCUUAAUUCAUUUCUUGUACCAUUCAUGCACAGAGGUACACAAUGUAAGUUAUCAUUUGUGUCUAAGUAGAUGCAUUACAGUGGGCAGUGAUCACCUCCAUGUCGUUUGGAGUCGUUACCAUAUCGUUAUAUCGUCCUGAAUCCUGUUUCAUAUGAAGUUCAGUUUGAUAAUACUGAUUGCUUGGGGGUUUUUUUGUGCAGUGCUCUAAAGACUCACUAAAGCAAUAACCAGCAGACAAUCACACACAGCAACAAAAGUGCAGUUUAUCCAGCCGUACACAGCAAGUUUGUGUGCUUUAUCCCUGUUUGUGAAACAAUACUGAUUUGAUCUUUGUUUCAUUUCAUUUCAAAAUAAAGCUUACAGAGAAUAGGUUUGAUUUAACAGUAGCACUCAC
Messenger RNA from Tachysurus vachellii, 5196 nucleotides. RefSeq names its product multiple EGF-like-domains 11 (gene megf11). The transcript is spliced from 26 exons. Lineage: Eukaryota; Metazoa; Chordata; Actinopteri; Siluriformes; Bagridae. The record is from RefSeq and is a predicted model, not a curated record. Gene Ontology annotation, molecular function: protein binding; zinc ion binding. Gene Ontology annotation, cellular component: membrane. Bases 355 to 3699 code for a protein of 1114 amino acids.